AUGUCGGUUAUCGGACCUCAACUCCCUUACCAUCCAGAACGAUCUCGAUCUCGAUCCAGAUCAGCCUCGCUUUCGUUUUCGUCUCGCUCGUCAUUUGCUGGUUCUUGCUCGAAUCGUUCUGUCUCGCCAUCCGGCUCCGAUGCUUCUGCGAUCCAGACCACUCGACGCGUGGUUGCAGGCCCUCACCUCCCAACCGACUUUGUUCGCGCUCGUUCUCGUUCUCACUCAGCAUCCAGUUUCGGCUCAAAUACAGUGUCAUCGGACGAUCAAGUGGGGCCAUCCAUCGGACCGGCUGUGGCGUCACCAACCACAGGUGCGCAAAAUACACUGGGUGAAGGAGCCAGACAGUUUCUCGAACGAGAAGCACGCAAAAAAGCGGCUGAGGAGGAUGCGAAAAUAGCAGCGCACAAAGCAGCCAAUUCUCGCCCGGAAUGGAUGCUGGUUCCACCGUCGCUGUCGAAUUCUGCAUCGUUGCAGACGGUAGCCGGCGAUCCGCUCAAGCUCAAAUCGCGUGGGUUUGCUCAGACUACACCCAGGGUUUCAGCGCGUGGCGGUGGUAGAGCCAAUGCAGAGGAGACAGAUCUAAGCGCUUGGACCGAGACACCCGAAGAACGACGUUUGAGGAUGCAGGAGCAAGUGUCGGGUCUCAGAGCCACGAGCGGAACGAGCGUCAACGAAAUGGAAGCCUUAGAGAAAGAGAGAGGGCAACGAAGGGACUCGAUCGUCGCUGCCGCAGUGGCGGGUGAGAGGAGUGCCAAGAAGAGUUUGGUGGAGGAGCACAACGAGAGAAGAAAGAGAGAGCUCAAAGACAAACUCGAGGAUGCGGCGAGGCGAGACAGGAGAAAGGAGAAGCGAACGCGACAUGAUCACGACGAUGGCAAGAGCGAGAAGAGAUCAUCUCGACACAGCCACAGUGACGACCGUGAUCGUCGGAAAAGGCACCGAUCCAGGUCAAGCUCGCCGGCUGCCAGGGAUAAGCCAAAAGAUCGACAUGAACGGACACACGGGCGUAGAAGUUGUCGACACGACGACUCGCAUCGCUCGCAUAAAAGCUCGCGGCACAGACGCAGCGACGACGAACAAUUGGGAUCAAGGAGAAAAGAAUCAUAUCGCUCGCGCUCGCGCUCUCGCUCUCGCUCUCGCGACCGGGACAAGGACAAGGACAAGGACAAGGACAGGCACACACAUGGCGGCCGAGAUCGAGAGCGCCAGAGCACAAAGUCACGCAAACAGAGGGAAGAGGACGAGGUUCGUUCAGGCAGAGCGGCAGCACCGAUGAUUUGGGAUCGUGACGCAGCGCUGAGUAUCGGCGCAAGUCUGAUGGACCAAACGAAGCGAAGCAAGAUGAUGUCGGAUGCGCAUGCACUUGGAGACCGUUUUGGCAGCGGUUCUCGACGUUUCCUGUAG
Messenger RNA from Mycosarcoma maydis (corn smut), 1407 nucleotides. RefSeq lists its product as uncharacterized. The transcript has a single exon. Bases 1 to 1407 code for a protein of 468 amino acids. NCBI's taxonomy places the organism in Eukaryota, Fungi, Basidiomycota, Ustilaginomycetes, Ustilaginales. The record is from RefSeq and is a predicted model, not a curated record.